Scleropages formosus (Asian bonytongue) is the source of this 5139-nucleotide messenger RNA. It is a transcript of the gene col4a1, whose product is annotated as collagen, type IV, alpha 1. Gene Ontology annotation, biological process: extracellular matrix organization. Gene Ontology annotation, cellular component: collagen trimer. Gene Ontology annotation, molecular function: extracellular matrix structural constituent conferring tensile strength. The transcript has 52 exons. Bases 167 to 5089 code for a protein of 1640 amino acids. Lineage: Eukaryota; Metazoa; Chordata; Actinopteri; Osteoglossiformes; Osteoglossidae. The record is from RefSeq and is a predicted model, not a curated record.
AAGUCACAUCGGCGUUGGGGAGCAAAGAUGAAACCGAACGGAGACCAUAAGCUCCGUUAAAACACAAGUCGAACUGAUCAGUUCCGAGGCAGUCGAUCGGUGUCCUUUGCGGACACUUCUGCACGUUGGUAAAUAAUAAGAAGUGUCACCGAUCUGCACCACAGCAAUGGUGCCCGUGAAGAGCUUCUGGCUUCUUCUCUCCAUACUUCUCUGCAAGACAGACUGGUCCGGGGCUGCGGGCUGCUCAGGAUCAUCGUGCGGCAGUUGCGAUUGCAGCGGCGUGAAGGGGUCAAAGGGUGAACGAGGACUUCCCGGCCUGCAGGGCAACAUGGGAUUUCCUGGAAUGCAAGGGCCUGAAGGACCGCCAGGACAGAUUGGACCAAAGGGUGACCGCGGAGAACCAGGCGCAUCUGGACACAAAGGAACAAGGGGUCCUCCUGGUGCUGCAGGGUUCCCAGGAAAUCCAGGACUUCCAGGAAUCCCAGGUCAAGACGGCCCCCCAGGACCACCGGGCAUCCCAGGCUGCAAUGGGACAAAGGGAGAACAUGGAUUACCUGGAAUCUCGGGAGAACCUGGCUUGCGGGGCCCACCUGGUAUCCCUGGAAUUCCAGGAAUGAAGGGUGAUCCUGGUGGUUUAAUUGGAGGCUUCAUCCCUCUGAAGGGUGAGAAAGGAUCGCCUGGAAAUCCAGGUCUGUUGGGGCAACCUGGGAUGCCAGGGACCUCUGGUCCAUUUGGACCACCAGGGCCAGCGGGAGUCCAAGGGCCUCCAGGACCGCCGGGUCCACCAGGAGAGCCGUACAACGUGACGUUCAGUGGGGAGAAGGGGCAGAAGGGUGAGAGAGGAGUUACAGGACCCCCCGGACCCCCAGGACAGUUUGAUGGCACAGAAACACCGGGGCCAAUCUACAUAAGACCGGGACCCAAGGGUGACACAGGUGAACGUGGCGAGAAAGGAGAGAAGGGCUACUGUUUGCCAUAUGCAAAUGGCGUCAAAGGUGAACCUGGCCCACAAGGACCCAGGGGCAAACCUGGUAAAGAUGGAGAGAAGGGCAGCAAAGGGGAUCAAGGUUUUCAUGGUGAUCCUGGAUAUGACGGACGGCCGGGUGAAAAAGGAGAAAAAGGUCUCCCUGGAUAUGGUGGUGGUGCUCCAGGUCCUGCAGGACCUCCUGGACCCCCAGGCUUGAAAGGAGAGCGAGGUUUCCCUGGUUUUCCAGGAGACCCUGGUCCUCCAGGGAGACACAUUGAAGGACCUCCUGGAGAAAUUGGAUUCCCUGGGGAGAUUGGACAGAAGGGUGACAAGGGUGCUGCCGGUUUACCACUACGUGGCCCAGGAGGUCAACCUGGACUUCCUGGACAACCUGGCCCUCCUGGACCUCCAGGGGACGGAGAGUGUGAUAUUCAACACGGACCACCAGGGCCCCCAGGUCCACCAGGUCUCCAGGGAGAGGUGGGACAAAAAGGGGACCAAGGAGAUGUUUGUGUGGAUUGUGUAGCUUUUGGACCUCCUGGACCUCCUGGCCCUCCAGGGCCAUCUGGAAAGCAAGGUUAUCCUGGAACCCCCGGAUCAAAAGGAGAGAGGGGCCAAUCGGGGCCUCGUGGUCCUCAAGGCAAUCCUGGAUUAGAUGGUGCCCCAGGCUUAAUGGGUCAACCAGGUGCCCAAGGAGAACCAGGCGACAUCUAUGUCGCCCCAGGGCUGAAAGGAGACAAGGGCAGGCCAGGCAUCCCUGGAGAUAGAGGACUACCAGGAGUAGAUGGAGUCCCGGGGCGACACGGCUUACCCGGUGUGCCAGGACUCAAAGGAGAAGCGGCAACUUUUGGUAUUAAAGGAGAAAAAGGUGAAGUUGGACGACCUGGUUAUAGUGGACCCCCAGGAGAGAGAGGUCCUCCAGGUGUUCCAGGGAAUGGUCUUCCUGGUGCACCUGGAGAAAAAGGCAGUCGUGGUGAGCCAGGAAGACCAGGAGUACCAGGAAUAAUAGGUCCCAAAGGGGAACCGGGGAAAGGUGUCAGUAUACCAGGUCCACAAGGUACCCCAGGACCCAGAGGAGACACAGGAAGGCCUGGGAUACAGGGUGACCGAGGACCUCAGGGUACCCCAGGCUUUCCUGGCCUUCAAGGAAAGAAAGGUGAGAUAGGCCACCCAGGCAUCGGACUGCCUGGCCUUCCUGGACCGAAAGGACACUCGGGAAUCCCAGGGGCACCUGGCCUGCCUGGUGAGCCAGGUCUGCCUGGGAUUGAUGGUGCAUCUGGAUAUCCAGGUCGUCCUGGGCAAAAGGGUGAACCAGGGAGGGGUCUUCCUGGGCCUAAGGGCUCUAUGGGGCCAAAGGGGGUAACUGGCUUUCCAGGAGAUAAAGGCAACACCGGUCAUCCUGGCAUCCCAGGACAGGAGGGGCUGACAGGUCUUCCUGGACCUCAGGGAAAUAGAGGUGAUCCUGGACCCCCUGGGUCACAUGGAUUACCAGGCCCACCAGGCCCACCAGGACUAGGAGCGCCUGGACCACAAGGACCCAUGGGACCCCCGGGUUUUCCAGGACCCUUCGGACCAUCUGGAGAGAAGGGCGUGAAGGGGGACCCUGGCUUCCCUGGCCUGGACAUGCCUGGACCACAGGGAGAGAAAGGUGACGCAGGACUCCCUGGAUUUCCUGGAGCAAAGGGGAUAAAGGGUCAACCAGGCCCUGUUGGCCAAGAUGGGGUGCCAGGCCAGAAAGGUUCCAAAGGAGAGAUAGGAUUCAUUGGAACACCAGGAUUUCCUGGACCUCCGGGCUCCACUGGAGAUCCUGGCGUUCCUGGACCAAGAGGUGACCCUGGUUUGAUUGGAAUACGGGGUGAAACUGGUCAUCAGGGGCCCAAAGGAGAUCGAGGAGAUCCUGGCCUACAGGGACCUGCAGGAAACAUGACUGAUGCAGACAUGGAACACCUGAAAGGCGAUAAAGGUGACAGUGGUGACAGAGGUGAUCCUGGACUAACGGGAGAGAAAGGAUUUCCUGGGGAAUCUGGAAAACCUGGAAUGCCAGGAAAGGAUGGAAUGCCAGGUUUACCUGGUCAACAAGGUGAGAAAGGUGACAUAGGAGACCCUGGAGAACCUGGAAGAACUGGAUAUCCUGGACAGAAAGGCAUCAUAGGAGAAAUGGGAAUUCCAGGUUCUGUUGGACCAAAGGGCUCUAAAGGGGUAGGUGGUACCCCAGGUCACCCUGGUUUUCCAGGGUCCACCGGGGUGAAGGGGGAGAAGGGAGUCCCUGGCAGUCCAGGUGUUGGGAUACAGGGACCUCCAGGAGAGAAGGGUAAUAUCGGUCUACCAGGCAUCACUGGGACCCAAGGAGAGAAAGGCCAAAAAGGUGUAAUGGGUGUCCCAGGAAAGCCAGGCACAUUUGGACUUAAGGGCGAUAGAGGCUAUGAUGGUUUUCAAGGUAGCCCUGGACAACCAGGUGGCAAAGGAGACCCUGGGCUGCAUGGGCUGCCGGGAGAUCCGGGUUUACCAGGCAGACCAGGUGAACCAGGUCUACAGGGCCCACCUGGUCCUCAAGGGGAGAAGGGUCAGGCUGGUAUAGAUGGAAUACCAGGGUCCUCAGGGGAACGGGGUGAACCAGGUGCACCUGGAAGAGGCUUCCCUGGAUCACCCGGUCAGCCUGGCAGUAAAGGUGACAAAGGCAGUGAUGGGCUUCCAGGGGCCCCAGGCAUUCCUGGUGUUCCUGGAUUGAAAGGUGAUAAGGGCUUGGCGGGAGAUCAGGGUCGCCAGGGUCCACCAGGGGAGAGGGGCCUACCAGGGCAGUCAAUGGAAGGGCCCAAGGGUGACAGAGGAGUCCCAGGAGGGGCAGGAGAAAGAGGUGCACCCGGAGCCCCAGGCCUACCUGGAGUUCCUGGAAGCACCGGAGCCAAAGGUGAAAAAGGAGGCGAGGGCUUCCAGGGGCCCACAGGGCAACCGGGGUACAAGGGGGAAAAAGGACCUCCUGGACUUCCUGGAAUACCUGGCCUGCCGGGGUACAAUGGAGGAAAGGGGGAGACGGGAUUGCAAGGUCCUCCUGGAUUCCCAGGAAUGAAGGGUGACUCUGGUUUUAUGGGAAACAAAGGAGAGCAAGGAGACAGAGGUUUCCCUGGAAUCAAAGGUAAUGAUGGGCCUCCAGGACCACCUGGUCCCACAGUGUUAAUUAAGGGGGAUAUCGGCUUCCCAGGGCAUCAAGGGCCACAGGGUCCCCAAGGACUUCCGGGACUUUCGGGAGUUAAGGGCCUGCAAGGUGUGACCGGACCAAAGGGCAUAAAAGGAGAAGAAGGGCAGCCUGGAUAUGAUGGCCGACCCGGGAUGAAGGGCGAGCCAGGGCCCAUUGGGCCUUCUGGUCCCAGGGGCUAUCCCGGCCCCCCAGGGCCAGAUGGUCAGCCUGGGCAGGUGGGGCCCCCAGGACCCUCAUCCAUGGAUCAUGGCUUCCUGGUGACACGGCAUAGCCAGUCAGUGGAAGUGCCCUUCUGCCCAGAGGGAACGAGGUUGAUCUAUGAUGGGUAUUCCCUCUUGUACGUGCAGGGCAACGAGCGUUCACAUGGACAGGACUUGGGAACAGCAGGGAGCUGCCUGAGAAAGUUCAGCCCCAUGCCUUUCCUGUUCUGCAACAUCAACAACGUGUGCAACUUUGCAUCAAGGAAUGACUACUCCUACUGGCUGACUUCUCCUGAACCCAUGCCUAUGAGCAUGGCACCCAUCACUGGCGAAAGCAUUAAGCCCUUCAUUAGCAGGUGUGCUGUAUGUGAGGCCCCUGCCAUGGUGAUUGCAGUACACAGCCAGUCUAUUCGUAUCCCUCCCUGCCCUCAGGGAUGGGACUCCCUGUGGAUUGGCUACUCCUUUGUCAUGCACACCAGUGCAGGAGCAGAGGGUUCUGGUCAGGCACUGGCCUCUCCUGGCUCGUGUCUGGAGGAAUUCCGCAGCGCCCCCUUCAUCGAGUGCCACGGACGCGGUACCUGCAACUACUACGCCAACUCCUACAGCUUCUGGCUGGCCACCAUCGAGGACCAUGACAUGUUUACGAAACCUGUCCCCGCAACGCUAAAAGCAGGAAGCUUACGAACCCACAUCAGCAGGUGCCAGGUCUGCAUGAAGAGGACAUAAUGCAGCUGCUGCUUUGGCUCAGAAUACAUCUUUUCUAAAAAAAAAAAAAA